Messenger RNA from Aphidius gifuensis, 1107 nucleotides. RefSeq lists its product as uncharacterized. Bases 1 to 1107 code for a protein of 368 amino acids. Lineage: Eukaryota; Metazoa; Arthropoda; Insecta; Hymenoptera; Braconidae. The transcript is spliced from 3 exons. The record is from RefSeq and is a predicted model, not a curated record.
AUGGCUAAAAAUCCAGCUCUUCAACAGGCAUAUUGUGACUUCAUGAAUGAUUACGAGUCACAAGGUCACAUUAUCAAAGCAUCACCUGUUGAAGACCAUUCUAGAUGCUACUACCUACCACAUCAUAGUGUCAUCAAAGAGUCGAGUACAUCAACAAAGUUGAGAGUUGUAUUUAACGGUUCGCAAAAAACAAAUACUGUUCAAGAGUACGAAUUAACAACCGUAACAUAUGGUACCAAACCAGCACCAUUUUUGGCUUUGGCUACUUUAAAGCAACUUGAACUGGAAGAGGGAGAUAGGUUCCCGUUGGUUAAAUCAGCUAUUUCACAAGGGUCAUAUAUGGAUGACAUAUAUGUUGGGGCUGAUAAUAUACAACAAGGGAUUGACAAGGUGGUACAAAUACAACAAAUGCUUCACUCAGGUGGCUUCGAGCUGAGGAAAUGGAUAAGUAACUCGAGUGAGUUAUUGAGUAAAAUUCCAGUAGAAUUUCAUGAGAAAUCAUCCACCUUGAGUGAUAGUAAUCAAGUUUUCAGGACACUUGGUCUCAAUUGGGAUACAACAGUUGAUUGUUUUAGUUACAUUCCAAUAGUAUAUAAGGAACCUAAAGCAAUCACUAAGAGAGUCGUUUUAGCACAAGUGGCCCAACUAUUCGAUCCACUUGGUUGGAUAUCACCAGUCGUAGUUAAGGGUGAAUUAUUUAUGCAAUCUUUAUGGAAGAUUAAGCUUGACUGGGAUGAGCCAAUUCCUGAAAAUUUAUUGGGUCCAUGGAGAGACUUUGUCUCUCAACUGAGUCAUCUAUCUGAGAUAAAAAUACCGAGAUGGUUGAAUCUCACACUAACAGUUUCAUCCAUUGAGAUUCAUGGAUUUGGUGACGCUUCUGAUGCAGGAAUUGGGGCUGUAGUGUACUUAGUGUCUGUUGAUACUCUUGGUGUAGCCAACAGUAAUAUGAUAGCAUCAAAGUCGAAGCUAGCACCUAUUAAGGCCAAAUCCAACAGCUCCAAUAAAACUAGAGCAACACGGCAUCAUGUGCCAGGUGAGGAUAAUCCAGCUGAUAUCGUAUCACGUGGUGCAUCAUCAUCACAACUGCAUACAGACACGUUGUGGUGA